CACCGGGGGGGCCGUACGUAUGGACGGGCCGUACUCGUACAGCGAUAUACACAGCGCCGAAUCAAUCAUACGGUGCAAUGGGCGGGAAUCCAUCGUGGAAGUGAUAAGAGAAAUGAAGGGGUCGAACGGAGCGCAUCAGAUCAAGAUUACCGGAGGGAAUGUAUGGGUGGAUAGAUGGAGCGUCGUGAGAGGAAAGAUAGGCUUGAGCACGGUGUCAGUGGAAGGGAAGGAAAUGAGGAUUAAGGAUUGUCGCAAAGUGUUGGAAGCAGGCGGGGAUUUCCCGGUGGUGAGUAUCCAAGUGAUAUCGUCGAGCAUGGAGCACCGACGGAACGUACUUAGGGAGUUACGAAGAAAUCCCGGGAAAAUUCGGAAUAUGUACCGAAAGAAGUCCCGGGAUCUGAUUGCCUUAUAUAGGACAUGUACGCUCUUUGCAGACAAAAAGGUGAGAAAUCAACUGAAGAAUUCGAUCAUGAAGGUCAUGAAGGUGAAGUUUGGAGUGGAGAUUCGAAGAAGGCCGUGCGUGAAGAUACCAUUUGCACCGGAUGUGAGAUUGGGGGAGGUGAGAGGGAUAGCAGAGAAGAUUAUCGAGGAAGUCGUACUUGAUACGUACCUACGUCGGUUCAUAGCAGCUAAGGUGAGGAGAGAAGAAGAGCUCAUAAUGAGAGAGAUGAAAAGGGAAUUCGAUCGGAGAAGAUUGAUCAGAGUAGGGCGAUGGCAGAGCGGGGGGAAGAUCGGACAGGCAUACGUGCUACCUAAGGAUAAAGACUUAGAGAGGUGGAGGCCAAUUUCGUCGGCGACUGAUGAUCCUGGUAGACUGGCAGGAGCAAGAACAGGGAGGGCGAUACGAUACAUGCUCUUUGGGAUUAAUUGGGGAGAACAUUUCGAUCUGAAGGCAACGGAUGAACUAAAGGAGAGGUUGGGAGAUAUUGAGAAGGAAUUAGGGAAGGCGGCUGGAGGGGUGAUGGGAGCAGUAAGGGUGAGUCUUCGAGGCAAGAUGUGCACGAUGAUGAGGGGGGAACGAAGGACCGAAGGGUUCGUCAGUUUAUCGUUUGAGAUGAUAAGAUCCGUCAUCCAGUUUGUGUUAGAAUUCACGUACGUGAAACGUGCGGGGAGCGUGCUGAAACAGGAGUUUGGAAUUCCCAUGGGAAGGAAUUCGAGUCCUGCACUGGCAUGCUUAGUAUGUGCAAAGGCGGAGUCAGUAUUUGUAAGAGGACUGGGGAUCAAUCGUGCAUUAACGAGAGGAAUUCGGAUGAUCGAUGACGUGGCGAUCAUGAUAGCGGUUCACUGGACGACGAAGGAUCUUAUCAAAACGCAUGCAAAAUAAGGGAAGCCUUCGAGUCGUGCUAUGAUCAGAAUCUGAAGCUGGUCAGAAAGGACGAAGGGAGCAACGUUUUUGAAUUUAUGGGAACCAAGGUGUUCCUGCGCAGUCAUCCGAUUACGAUUCUCAUCCAUCCUAAGACACGGAAUCAACAGUUUCUCUCUCAAGGGAUGGGACUGAGGGUACAAUCAAUGCAAGACUACGCG
Messenger RNA from Chara braunii, 1524 nucleotides. The record is from the annotation of a GenBank genome assembly. NCBI's taxonomy places the organism in Eukaryota, Viridiplantae, Streptophyta, Charophyceae, Charales, Characeae.